AUGGCGGACAAGGUAACUGUCCUUUGUGGCUUCAGUGCUCGCGUCGGGACAAACAACGCUGGCUGGGAGUGUGUGCUAUGUACCCGCGGACUCGGUGGCUACAAAGAAAAAGAUGUCUUCCUCCUGGAAACCUGCACAGAACACCACCUUCUCCUGACCAACGGCCUUUUCCAUCUUCAGAUGUGCAAGGAGGCGACCUCGAUACACCAGCGGUUGCGGCGCUGGCAGCUUCUGGACUACGUUGUCGUCCGGAGGCGUGAUGGACAUGAAGUGUUGGUGACAAAGGUGAUCUGCGACGCUGACAGCUGGUCGCAUCAUCGUCUCGUUAACUCCGGGGUGAGCCACCGACUGCAACCUCAUGGGAGGUUAAAGGGUAAGUGACCGCCGUCUAAGUAAGAUAUUGUAGGUACAUGGACGAAUCAUAAGGACGAGAAAUUCCAAGGGUAUGCGGAGUGCGAGGCAAUAAGGGAUUUCUUUGCACAAAUCAUGGCGGUCUGUGUCCCAAAACCAAAGCGCCUGCAUCAUUGCUCAGCUCUGAUGGAUCAGCGCUUCUUGUGAAAAAAUCAUAAAUUCUAAGACGCUGGGCCAAUGAAUUCGGAAGGGUGCUCAAUAAACCGUCCGCAAACUUCGACAGUGUCAACAACUGACAUCCCCAGGUAGGAACGAACAGUGAUCUGGGCCUCCCGAUUUUCUUUCCAGAAAUAGUGAAGGCAGUAUAUCAAAUGUCCAACGGAAAUACGCCGGGAUCCAACAAAAUCCCAGCUGAAUUAUACAUAAAGAACGGCCAUCGGCUGAUGGACAAACUGACGUCACUCCUCCAGGAAAGUUGGCUACGCGGGUAAUUUCCUAAAAACUUCAAACACGCGAAUAUCGUAUAUGCAUAUAAGCGCAAAGGAACCCGAAAACUCUGGGAUAAUCACGGAGCCAUCUCGCUACUCCGAAUCUCAGGGAGUCUCUCCUCCCCCUCCCCCAACCGUCUGAACAUGCAGGUGGAGCAGAAACUUCUCCCUGAAAACCAGUGUGGAUUCCACGGGAGCCAAAGAGCCGUCGACGUGAUCUCCGCGGCCAGCUAACUAAAGGAGACAUGCUUAAACACGAGGACCAACCUUAACAUCACCCCCCGACGACCCAACAACGGUCUUCGACACAGUCGACCGCGAUGGACUCUUGAAAAUUAUGCUGAAAUCCGGGUGUUCGGAACACUUUGCACAAAUAGUGCGUCAACUUCAAGAUGAGGUGAUGGCUAAUGUCAUGGACAACGGUGUGAUAUCUGAGUCGUUCACGUUGACAAAUGGAUAGAGACAGAUCAGCGUACUCGCCCCCGCCUAUUCUGUCUCAUGUCCUCCGUCAUUUAGACGGAGGUCUACCGUGAGGACCGGCCGGGGACAGGCAUAAACUGCCGAACCGACGGAAAAUUGUUCAAAAUUCCUGGUCUCAAAGUGUCCUCGAGAGUACCUGAAUGCAGCGUCCAUGACCAUUUGUUUAAGGAAGACUGCGAGAUAAAUACCAUAACGGAAAAGGACAUACAAUGGAGUGUGGAACUUUUCGCUUCCGGUUGCCCUAAAUUCUAGCUGGCCAUCAACGCCGAGAAGAGAGCUGUCGUGUAUCAAUCAACGUCCAACGUGAAAUGCAAUGGACUGCAUGUCAGCAUCUAAGAGACCUAAAUUUCAUUAGCUAACAAAUUUCCAAGUGAGGUGGUGAAGGUAAAUUCCACAUUCGGGCUUAAGAGAUGGCUUGAUCACAAAGUUUUUUUUUACAAAGAUUCUCUUCUACAACAUGACUGACUGAGGUCAUUCUUGUAAAACACAUUGUUGUUGCACUCCUCCCAUACUGAGUCGCAUUGAACCGCAGCAGUCAUUUUUUCACUUGUGCAGCACGACACCUCGAACAUAUUCUAAAUGAUUUUGAUUUCAUACUGGAAGUAAAUAUAGAAAACUGAUCCAAUUAACAAGCUCAUCAGGAAGUCUGCCUGCAAUACUUAAAAUAUAUACAUGUACUUCUUGAGAGAAUCAGUUUAAUGUUUCUGAAGACCCGCAUGAAUUUGGAGGCUGAUGUUGUAAUGGAUCUGUCUUUUCGACACACAUAAUUAUGAUUAUAAAUGCCCUCAGAACUUCUAACUCAAUGUUCACGUGAACUACUCUAUUUCUGAGCUCUGAACUAGACGGGUCAGCAAAUAUUUCGUUAGAUGUGAUGACGUUUGAGUCAGGCGUAUCAUGAAAAAAUACGUAUUUAUGGAACUCGCGGAGUUUUUGCUCAACUUUAAAGAAAUAAAUAAAAUAAUUUUAUUACAGACCUAUCGGGGUCCCUUCUCAUGGAAUGAUAAGUUGACUACGGCGCAUUCCAUUCUUGGAUUCAAACCGUUCGCGCAAUUACCCAUGAAUUCCUCUUCCAAUUGUUGGCAAUUUGCUUGGGCCGAGUUCUUGCGAAAUACUUCUCUUACGGUCAUGAAGCGUACUCCAGUACACCUCUCGGUAAGGUUGGGAAAUACUACGUUACUAUGGAGUUACUCGUCUUAUCCUCGACCCCACAAGAUGACGGAAGGCCAGCAAAUUAUAUGGAAUGCAGAUUUUAAUUUGGUGAAGGAGGAAGUUAUGUCCGUGAACUGGGAUUGUUUGCUCGAGAGGAGCCGAAGGACUACUGGCGGUCUUUUAAGACAAUUUGGCCAGAUCGAAUUCGGCGAAAUUAUCCGGCGAAGGUACAAAAACGAACGGUCGUUUUGUCGACUUUGUAAGAGGCAUUGAUAUUCAGUUAAGAAAUGAAAAAAUUGAAGACAUUCAGGAAAACUGGGUCACUAGAACACCGCGGGAAGUUUCAUUGCCAGCGGAAAACAGUCAAAAUGGAUCCGUCAUGCAAGAAAACUAUAAAUACAGUAUUAUCCUGCAAGCUGAACUCGAGCCAAAAAUUGUAUUCCAUUAAAUUAGCGAUCGACUGAAAAACAGGGACAAAUCGCAGUACUUAAGGAUGGUAACAACGUACAAGUCGUUGAAAACGCAAGGAAGUUGAGCAAAUGAGCUGGUUCUUUGCCACAGUAUUCACUAGGCAACCGGGGUUUCAGGAUCACGUGUUGAGCAAUCGUAUUACAAUCACAGGUCCCGUGCUUAAACCUACACUCUUCUCGACAUCUACCGUAGAAAGAAAGAUGUAGGAUCUGAAAGAAGCAGCCGUCGGGUCCGGAAAAAUAUACCGAACUAGUUUUCAGAAGAAUUGUGAACUGAUCGUCCAAACCACCAGCUCAUAUUUUCCCUUCGCCAUUUAAAUAAGGGAGACGGCCAUCUGAAUAGAAAACAGCGAUUAUGUACCCGAUAUACGAUGGUGGGACUUCAACUUAUAUCAGCAGUCAUUGGCCCCUCAAUCUUACCUCCAUUUGCCGUAAGAUUAUGGAAAUUAUGCUUAAGAAGGCGACAGUGAAGUUCAUGGAGGGGGACUACAUGCUCUCAGCGCACCAGCAUGACCUCGACCAACUCGACAACUGGUCUGCGCGCUGGAUGCGGCAAUUUAGCGUUUGUAAUUGCGUGGUCGAAGGACUCCGUCCCAGAAAGACUAAUCCGUAGGAUGAUUCCUCCCGAUGCCUCUUUGAUGGGCAACCCCUUUGGAAUGUCAAAGAGCAAAAGGACCCAGUCGUCCUGCUGACCUCUCGCCUAUACCAACGUUGCAAUGUCUAAAGGCAGCUAAACGCGCUACACAGGUGUUAGUUGCGCUGAGAGGGGGACUUGUGAAAAUUGAUAAGGACUGUUAAGAAAAAUCUGCGAGACAUUCGUUCGAUUUCACUUGGAGCAUGCCGCUCAGGUCUGGCGCUCGUGACUUAAGGAGGACUGUCGACUCCUGGAACGAGUACGAACGAGGGCUACGAAGAUGAUCAAGAACCUGAGUUGCGUGCCUUACGAAGUCAGACGGGCCUAACCUAAUUUACUUUCUUUUAUUUGCAAACAACCACGUGGUGACCUCUUUCGUGCCAACCGGGUACAGAAGUCGUUGGUGUACCCUAGAAAUUGAUGGCUUUUUUGAACUAGCUAAGGCGGAAUGGUUGCAUGGUUGUGACUUUAAACCGCAGUGGAAAACGGUCUCAACAGACGUCCGACAGAAAGCGUGCUCGCAGAGGCUCGUUGGAGCAUGGAACAGACUCCGUGAUAAAGAUUGUCUUCUGAAAAGCAGUUACUUAAGGCCAUCCUCGUAAAAUGCAUUGUGACCUGCGCUCCUUCCAUACUGAGUCGCAGUGAACAGCAACAGCCACUUUUUCAACUGUUCUGCAUGAUAUCUUGAGCAUAUUCUAAAUGCUUGUAGUUAUAUACGGAAAGUAAAUCUAGAAAAUUAAUGUAUAUUAACAGACUCGCCAUGCGCUCUGCAUGAAACACUUCAAAUAUAUACACGCACUUCUUGCCGAUUUAUCAGGUGUGGAUUUUCCAUGGAAGGGGACGAUGCCACCCACUCUGCCGCAGGUCCCCAGCCCCGGAUCGGCAAUAGCGUGAUUUUUUUCCAAUAGCAUUUUAGUUUUCAUCAUACUUCUGACGAAUAACCUCGAAUCUGUACCCCGCCGAAGAUGAGCCAAGGUAUUAAACAGAUUACGGUAUCAGAUCUUCAUAUAGCUAACUCGAAUUCUGCAACACUGACACGCAUUGAUUGAACCUGAAUCGAAAGUAAUGGCUGUGAUUUGGUUUAUCCCAACUAAUUCUGUGCCUUUUCGUUUCCUGCGCCAUUUUUCUAUGUCUCCCUACUCGUCACAACAUAUGUUUAGUUCAUAUUACUGGCGCAAUCGGACAAGUUACUUCAGAUUGAUAUACUGCCGCCCUGCAAUGAUCCAUCUAGUCCCGUGUUUCUGUUACACGUCCUAGCACUUUUAGUAAAACAGACUCGCGGAUUCUUGUAGAGGGAUCAAUAUUUUUUCUUAAUCAGGUAGUUUCCUCUCCAACUCUUGAAUACGGAAGUUUUUGCAUGCGUCGGGCAAAUGCCGUCAGCAUUCCCUAAUUUCAGGCCCGGUGACCAUGAUUUAAACAGGCUGAAAUUCAGGCGGACAAGACAAGUGCCGACUUGGGUAUCGUAGUGUGGGCUCUGGCCACUUUCUUUGCCGGGUUAGAACUUCACCAAUAGAGUGUACGAUGCAAAACUUCCACACCUUACCAUAUUUUGUAACUAAAUUCCUAUUUUCCGUAAUGGCGAGACGGGUAUAGAUUUCGAAUUUGGCGUGCAACCUACAGGUUGCACGGACCACGUUCGUAGACGAUAUUCGCGUUGUGGCCGACAAAACGUAUGGAGUAAUAAGAGAUUUUGCCGUUAAGAUUUUCUCGGCGUCAGUAAGUAGGGAAAAUGGUUGCCAUUCCCUGUCGGCAGAUUGUAAAUGCGGUUUUCGUGAUAACAUUGGGAAACCCGCUGUCUAGCCCUGCGCUAGCAGUACCGAUUUGCCGGCUUGUGUGCAUCUAGUGAUCUGAUUAACUGACAGAGCACAACUGGUGCCAAUCACGCGAAGGGACUGCUGGCCGCAUUGUGCCCUUAGGGACUACUGACAAGUCAGUCAAUCACAAAUCCAGUCGCAGACUAACCUUAAGGGCUGGCCCAAGACGACUGUUAUGCUAUCGAUGUUCAGCGUUUGUGGACACUAAUCAGGUCUUCCAGAAUUGAAACGUGGUCUAUAAUCUGGCACGAAAUUGUUGAUAUUUGCAAAUGUAAGGUAGGUAAUCGAAACCUCAUUUGGAAGGUCGUUUACGAGAACGCGAAACAGCACCGAUCCUUGUGAACGCCGCCAUGAAUUGGCAGCUCACUCGAAGGGGUGUCUACCGCACACUCAAAAUCUUGUUUGGGGUACACUCAUACGAUUAGUUGUCUUUCCGGUUGAGCCACAGUCGUCAGGCCUUUCUUUGAGCAAUCAGUGGUUGAUUGCGUUAAAUACCUGGUAGUUUUGACGGACGACCUGGACAUGUUCACCGCUGUCUAGCAUUCACUGCCUUAGUAAACCAUGACCAGUGCCCAUGGUGAAUUCGUUUCAAAAUUUUACACUGCACUGACGAAACUAACCAGGCGGUGUUUCCCCUAGAUCCUAUUAUAGGUAGGGGGGGGGGGGGGGGGCUGACUGAUGUCUGUCACCAGUCAUCCAGGAUGCCAACUGUUAUGAGGAUAACAUGGGACAGGAGCUCUGGCCAUAGCCCCGUAAAAUUCGUGACUUCUCUGGUAAAAAAUGUCAAUGACUCGUCUCUGUGGAAGUAUUUCAAAUUUCUGCUUUCAUCUUUGAUGGACCAAACAUUUGUCCUAAACGGGCCUGGUUACUUUUUAAGCGCAUUUUACUCUUCCAUAUAUCCGAACAUAAACUGGUAGAACAGUUGGGUUGUCUGGCUCUAAAGCAUGGUCAAAGUGCUGGUAUUCAAAAGGGGAUUUUUUUCUGUCUUUUCCUGUAACAGGCGAAGUGCCCGGUGCGUCGGGCCGAUUCAUAUUCAUCUGACCUUCCAAGGUACACUGUGAAACCACUUUUUUCCAAUUGUGUAAAACAAUAUUCACGUUCUUCUUUUGGUUUCCUCCACAAUAAUCAGUUGCAAUUCGAUUGACAAAGUACUCUUAUGAGCACUAUUCGACACUCCAAAUUUCUGAUAAAAUCAUGCAGAUCUUCAUUGACACCCUACUUCCGCGAAACCCGUCCUUGCUUGAAAGCAAUCCAUUUAGGUUCACGUCUUUGCACUACCCUACUAUACGAGCGCCCCCUUAUCGAUCUAAUCGCUUAGUUGGAAUCUCUCCAAUUUGCCCAUGAAGCCAUCGGCUAGGAGAGGUCCGAGGGGUGAGCCCAUAGCAACGUCAGCUACUUGUCUAUAGAGUUGGUUGUCGAACAGUAACUGCACUUUUAACGUGCAUCUUAGUAAUAGUUACUUGAGUGUCUUCAUCGGAAUUCCUAUUUCCUGCCGAUUGGUUGAUAUAAAUUCGGGUUGGGGGGGGGGGUAAUAGCAGUCAGCGUCAGGGGCGGGGUGAGAGCGGAAGGGCGUAGAGAGUUGCGGCGUUAGUCCACCACCCCUUCCCUCACAUUCGCACACCCCGCCUGUGUUUUAAGACGAACUUUUAUUGAUUUCCCUUAUCGCUGACCUGUUUUACUUCUAACCCGUUCCCAUAUUACUGUACUGGCCUGACGGCUCGAAAGCUACGUAUGCUCGUCACCUCGUCUUCGAAUGAUUUUCACUUGCGAAUCACACUUAAGUUAUACGUGCGUCAUGAAUGUUCCCGUAGAUAUUACCUUUAGUACGUACGCAUCUCAAAAGGUGAUAAUCUUGUAAGAGUAGGUGAGCUUGGAUUUGGUCAUUGUUGCAAUUUACUCACGAAAUUCAUAGUUUUAAUUUGACCCUGUAAAACGCCUAAAUCAGGGCUCCCAUUUUUUCUAGGACCAUUAUGGAUCAUAACUAGAAAGUCUGUUCGAAAUGCCGCCUACCUGAAGAUGAGGUCACAACGGCUUUACGUAAGUUAUCACGUGCGGAUUCGGAAUUGCAAUUCUUUCCCCUUAUAUUUAGGUCGAAGGGUUCGUCGCGGCCGUCCUCCUAAUUUGUCUUUUUCCCGGCAUUCGCUCAGAAGCAGUUCUCCAAAUCGGAGCCUGUAUUAUGAUGGCCACUUCCGCCGAAGUCCUGCUUGUCCGUUCUGGAGGCGAACUCCCCAUGCGGCUGACUCGUCCGGAUGUGGCUCCUGGUUGUUGGCUUAUCUUUCUUGUUCCCCUCCUACUUGCAUAUCAGAGUGAUACGUCCAGUGCAAAGAAUCUCUCCUACGCCUCCCUCAUAGCCUUCGGUGUCCACAUAUUUGCCCUCAAAUCAGUACGCGAGACCACCAACAUUAUUGCUAUGCUCGUGUGCUGUUUUCCAUUUGGAGAACUGAACUGGUCCUGCGCUGUAGUAGCUCUCUUCAUCUACCUCCUGUCGCUCGAGCUGCUACAGGCCUUUCCCCACUCCUUUACCGUUGGCGAAUCAAUACUCUUUGGACAGCUCAGCCUCGCCUUCAUGGUAUCCCUGCGAGGUUUCUUUCCGGUCUUCAUAGUCGCCUACCUGGUGGAGCACUACAGAGUGGGCUUUGAUGUUUUGUCGGUGGGAGGAGCUUGUUUGCUGACGGUUUUACUCUGGCCUGCACUUCUUGCUUUCGCCAACUCUUUCUCUGCGGAGGUUGGCUGCCUGGACCUUCUGUGGCCUCUCAGUCUGGUAUCUUGGGAUAACAUUCUGCUGGUCCUUUUGUGGAUUCCCAUGUGUCUGAUGGCGGUAACUGUUGUGCUGCUUUAUUCCUGGCAAAACAAACUGCCGUCACCACGUGUUGAGGUGUCUGAGCCGCCUGCUGAGUGCAACGAGAGUUCGUCUAAAGACCAGAACGAAAUUUCAAGCGCAGUCGAUGCAAAGCGUCCAAAAACGCCAUUUUUUAUCCGCAAACUCUUUCAUCUUCUAGCCGGCUUUGUCUUCUUCACAGGACUGCUCAUCUCACCCGUGUUUCUGUCGUUUGCUUCUGCCUGUGUGCUCGUAGUGUUUCUUCUGGUGGAAUGGGCUCGUCGCCGAGGCGUAAGUCCAUCUUUUUGUCUUUGACAAUCUUGUGUGCAAUCAAGUCGACGAAAAGUCAGAAUUGAUUGUCAGAGCCAGUGGCUGGGCUAAAGAGCUCGGUUAGGGGAGAGCAGUAUUGAUCCCUUCAGCAGCACUCCGAGAUAAAGCGACCAAAGAGAACUGUGACGAAAACUAGGAAUUUAGUCACGACGACUGACAUCACAGCGGUUUUUGUACCUUGCCCUGUUUACAUAAGAGUCGGCAUGACAACAGCUCCUCUCUUCCUUCUGGUUAGGAGGCUGAUUAAUUUACUCAGUCAGGCAGCAAGCUCAUGCACAUGGAGUCAGUCAACCCUUGUUAGUUGCCCUGUUAUCCAGUUUCUGGUCCCCAAAACCGGGGUGUAAAGUCGGAUUAACUGACAGCUGGCGUUAAUCAAGCUGCUCUGAGUCCCCGAGACCCCUCUAUUUCUGCCGUAGGUACGAAUGGCGGCACGCCUUAGGUGUAGACCUUCACGCCGCAUCAGUUACUGUGUCCAAUCCCUUAGCCCCUUUGGCUAACAGGCUCGGACAGUCGACUGGUGCAUGAGAGGGGGGAACAGAACCCAUCUCCGCGGUAAGUCAGCGCAUUCCUCACAGUAAGAAGUCCGGUGCGCCCAAAUCUAUCACUACGAGAUAAGAGUCGGGAAGGUUGCCAGCUGUUGUGAUAACUCUGUUCUUCUCAGCACUGAGAGUCUGACUGUAAUGACUCCUUCCAAACGUGACCUUUACGACUCUCACUGAUGUGAAAUCAGAGUCGCCCGAUACGGAAGCUCAGAUUGUGCGUGGCAAGCUGUUUGGCAUCGUCAAUCCCUGCGCCCGCACCUACUUUCGGUCGUCUUGACAGUGUCCUGUCAUCGGAGUAGGGUGUCUGAGGGAGGAGGGAGUGCGAUAGAUGCUGCGCGAGUCUGCUUGAAUACAAACUAAUCCACGUACAAGUCACCCGUGGAGCACACGUCAGAUGCUGUCGAUUUCCACGGCCAAACUGUCAUUAUGUCGUUAUCUACUUCUAUCAUACCAUUAAGGACCUAUAAAGUUGACUGGUGACACACAGUUGACACGAUUACUCAGGUAUCCUUGUUGUAGACAGCUACUAUGGGUGGGAUUCGAAGCCUACUGGGUCCAGUGGUUGGCCAGUGUUUCUUCCACCGGAGCGCCCUUUUCAGAAAUGAUGCCAUCAUCGCACCUUUGUUAGGUAGUAUCUUUGAAGGAGGUGGAUGGCCGAACUGGACCAUUCUAAGCGUCUUAUACAACUCUCUGGUGUCACCGCUAACCGAAACCUGUGUGAGACUUGGAACCUCUUUACUACAGACUUCAUGGCUCAAGUGUCCUCCCUUUUGGGGGCUCCAAUGGCUUCCUCUUUUGACAUUAUCAGCCAGUCGGCUCGUUAACCACCGGAGUGUAUUAAUUUCAUUCUUCUAUACAGUGCGUGACCGAUUUCAUGAAGUGUUGGCUGAAAUUCUGAAAUGCGUUUUCGACUAGGAAGGAUUACUUAGGUGGGAUUGUAAUACUGGUUAUCUAGAGACAUAAUCCUAUAAUAUUUCGGACUUGCCAGGAUGUCGGCUUUUGAAUGCACUUCUUUUCGAUCUCCUGCAGAGACCCUACAUGGUAAAAAAUGACUACUUAAGUAGCACGCGUUUUUCACAUUGAUUUUCGAUGGUUUUAUAAUCUCAAGCAUAUUUUAUAGACAACAUGGACAAAAUAUGCUUUAUUUUACUCGUUUGGUAGAAAAUCACAUUAUCUUUGCAAUUUUGUACUCGAAGAAAGCGUUAUUUAGGUUUUGAAAAAAAUUUUUCAAUCCCCGAAUAAUUUUGAGCCAGAUCAGCCGUUGCGUUAGCGUUUAGCGAUCCCAGUCUACAAGGUACAUGCUAUCCGUGUAAGAAAAAUCAUAUAUUCCUUUAUGCCUUUAAGAAGAUACCAUGUGAAGUUUACUAAGAUUUUUUAAAUGGCUGCUGACUAUGUUGUACGUUUCAUGGGGAGCACUGGUAAACGGGCAUAUGCGAUGCUGUAUGUAUGGACAUCACACGGUCUUAAAAAUUUUGUAAUUAGAAACUUUUUUAAAACCGAAACAUAACAUUUCUUUGAGUAUGAAAUGUGAAGAUAGUGAUUUUCUGCCAAACGAGUAAAAGAAAGCAUAUGUUGUGCAUGUAUAUAAAAUAAAAAAUAAAAAUAUUGGUCUCCCCACCUUUCCAAACUGGACACAGAGGUCCCCUUUAACAUAAAUUUGGCAGGUUUCGAAUUAGAAACACGGCAAGACACGUGGGUGGGAAUCCCUCGUAUGGCGCGAGCUUUGCACCAAUCUCUAAGGAGAUUAUGGUUAGUGUUGGGAUUAGGGUUGGCCCCGUUUUACGAUUAUAAAUGCUUAACAGAGUGGCUAUAUAAGUGCGAAAUAUUGCUCUCUUUCUAAAUUACUCAAGUAAUCUUUUAGAAUGGAAUUGUGCUAGCAGCAACUACACCGCACAAAAAGCAUCUUGAAAAAAUUAGAAUGACCGCUUGGCGCUUGGGAUUUUCGCGGAUAAAAGGAACUGCGGAUACGUUUAGACAGGACUGUCCUUAGGCGUUAUGUUUGCUUCGUACGGCCUGAACUCACCGAUUUAAAAUCAGUAAAGCGUCUCCUUUUUUUAAAAAAAUGACCUGCCUGUUUACAUUCUGUUUUGCCUGACUUCUGCGGACUAAAAUUAUUAAAGAAAACGCAUGAACAGAUCCGCAAACGUAGUCCAGGACAGCUGUUAACAUGUGAGAUUGUCCGAUUACAAGGUAAUGUUGAUUUCCGUUCAAAUUUCUAAUCAUUUUUCCGGUAGAGCGCGGGAGUAUGGACCUUCCCUUCUAUUCCAGGUGAUCUUGUGCUAAAUUCCAAGGGGUUAGGUCUAGGAGCUUUGAAGUUAGGUUUGGUCUUAAAGUUGGGACACAGGGGUAGGUGUCCCCUGGAAUUAGGCGCGAUGCGGCCCGUAGUACGAGGGAAGGUCCAUACUCCCUCGUCCGGCUCGCUUCCCCUGAUAAAAAUGUACCUAGAAACAUUCUGCGUGACCAAAGGACAUGUUCCGAAACAGGUUAGGCGAAUACACAAACUGCGCAACGUUAUAAACGUCCUAGCAGGAUCAUCCAGAUCCAAAUCUUCACGUUUCAUGAGUUACGCCACCUACCCGGGUGAGCGACAGCGACCUGUGGAGAAUUCGGACAUUAAUGAUGGGUAACUCCCCUACCCCAGUGAUAGAAUAAUGUUACGGCGACUGGAAAUUAGUCCGGAUCGAAAGUGACCUAGAAUAAGUCCCGUCCCAAUACACGGCUGGUUUCUUCCGUGAUCGAACCAGGCCUUGCAUCUACCAACUGAUAUUGGAGGUGUACGCCGACUGUCCUCCUUCGAUCACACCCCCUUCCCUUCCCCCCAUUCGCAGUCAAAGCGAUUGUAAGGAUAUGGCCCGUAGGCUCAGCACGGUUUCUUGCAGCCACACACUACUGCUGGGCACCGGGUAGCGUCAAAAUGGAACGGCUAUCGUCCGCAGCCAGAUGACACCCUUUCUGGCCGCCCGAUGGGUCUCUGUCCUUAGCACCAGUGGAGUCCGUGUAAUUUUGGACCACACCAUGCGCCGUCUACAGCCACGUUGCUGUUGUCGUUUCUGACUGCCAGCUAUGCCUUUAGAAGUUGGUUCUGAUACGAUCUUCCUUUUUUUCUCUAGCGGCAGCCCAUCUCUCGCACUCUUAACAACGCCCUCGGGCCGUUCCGCGACUCAAGGGAUCAGGGUGAAAUUAUUUUCACCCCCAUAGCCCUUCUUUUAGGUCUCAGUUUGCCCGUAUGGGGCAUCGGACUCAGUCCUGCACACUCACAUUCUCUAGGUUAGUUUCUUUCCUACUCAGUCGUGUGAUCCGCAUUCUCUUCCCUCCGUCUCUCCCGCCGCACGCCCUCCUCUCUCUCUCUCUCUCUUACAUUCUUCUAAAUGCAUUUCUAUGUCUGUUUCUUUCUGAACCUUGUUUUUCGCUUCCUGCCAUUGCCCACUCCUCGUCACUCAAGACACGCGUUCCACAGAACCACCCGGCUUGGGUCCAGCCAUGGCCGUUGCCCUCAAGUUCCGUCCCUCCGCAUGGUCUGGUGUGAUUACGAUUGCCCUGGGGGACAGCGUUGCCGCCCUUGUUGGACGGCAGUGGGGUGGCCGUCUGAAGUGGCCGGGCAGCCAUCGCACCUUCCUUGGCUCAUUCGCCUCACUACUAUCUCAGGUUGGUGUCUAAUGCAUACACCUUCAUUCUGUGUUUCUCACUUCAACACACCCCGGCGGAGCCCUAUCGGGUUUGCAUAAGUAUUUGGGCUUAGGAAACCAACUAGUUGAUCAUUGAAAGUUGGGAGUACAUUCUCCGCCGCCCAUACUGCCAAUCCACAAGAACAUUAAAUAUAGGCAGGACCUCACAUGAUCCAGUAUGAUGCAGUGUCUGAUGGAGAUUACAGCCGACAGACAUCGGUGCUAGUUUCUGCUAACAACGCUUAGCAGCCUGCAGUGAGUGACAAACCGGAGUUAAAGAGCAAGCAUAAGUGUUUAUCCUUAGUCUUGCAUCCGGACCAGGUUGAUGAAUGCCAUGGAGGGCGUUAUGUAAGAAGAGGGCAGAAGUAGUAGGGAUCAAUUCGACCGACUGGACGCCAAUAAGACGGGGAAGGCGCUGCCUUGAAGAUUAUUAAUGAUGUAUAUCAAGCUACCUAAAUUAAAUAAGUAGACACUCUGUGGUAAUAUAGUUCAGGGAACUUGUCCUCAUGUCCUACCACAGCUUCUACCGACAGCAUGUGGCUGCCUGCAGUGGGCUGCAAGCCGGAACCAGAGGGAAAAUGUCUGUCAUUCGUCUUGUUCCCGGGCCAGAUCUGUGAACCCCCUUCCACGUGAAUUGUCGCGGACGUAAACUGCACUACGUGAUCACCUGCCUCAUCUUUUAAGUGGAUGUGUGUAGCCAGAUCGUUAUACACACUCUUGCAGAACUUCUAACCAUCUGUCACACCAGGCCGCUAGAACAGAGCUACCUAGUUGUACGUGCCUGAUCUAGAGUGCCCCAUCACGUCCAAAACUUUGCCGCUGUAGAUGCAUGCCGCACAUUCUCUUCUACAGCUGAGAAGACGGAGUGCCGCAGGUCCAGGCAGGAGAGACAUUUGAAUUGCAGCUUACGCUAUUCGCCCAGUCCAACUAGUGGCGCGGCCCAUCUUACGCCGUCGGGAGGUCGGUGUAUCGAUUAAUGGAAGUCUAUGUGCACUAGAAUCAGGCUGUGGACUUGCUUUUUCAGCUUUUUUCUCGUAUGGCUUACGCUUCUGGCGACAAAAUUUCCCUUUUAGCUCAUGCUAUGGGCUCUCCUGGUGUACCUCGAGGAAUGGCCAUGGCGUCAGGGCGUUGUGCCCCUGGUGGUGGGUGUCUUGGCGGAGGCUUACACAGAGCAGAUCGACAAUUUGGCUGUUCCACUCCUCGUGAUGACUCUUUUCUCCGCCGAAGAGGCACGACUCGCGUACCGGUAA
Spirometra erinaceieuropaei is the source of this 13991-nucleotide messenger RNA. The record is from the annotation of a GenBank genome assembly. NCBI's taxonomy places the organism in Eukaryota, Metazoa, Platyhelminthes, Cestoda, Diphyllobothriidea, Diphyllobothriidae.